Cetraspora pellucida is the source of this 270-nucleotide messenger RNA. NCBI's taxonomy places the organism in Eukaryota, Fungi, Glomeromycota, Glomeromycetes, Diversisporales, Gigasporaceae. The record is from the annotation of a GenBank genome assembly.
AUGAUUACUUAUCUACAAUCUUAUAAUAUUGUGAAUAGCAAAAAGUUAAAACCUGAAGAACUACAAAAACAACAAACUACAUUAUCAGCAAUGAUCAAAUCUAAUACUAAUACUCUACAUAAAGUUCAUAUGGAAUCUUAUGCUGAAGUUUAUCUUGAUGAUGAAGAGGUUGGUAAAAUUGAUAAUAGAAGUAAUACAGAGUCAGAAAAACAAUUAAAUAUAAAUACUACUUUUAAGCUCCUUCAUUCAAUUAAAGACUAUCCUACAUAA